GUUUGUGUUUUACGUCAUGCAGUGCGAAAUUUCCCAGCCAAAAACAACUCAAAGGCUGUGUUGUCAAUGUGAUUUGUUUUUCUAUGAUCUAGCAUGUUAUUUAUUAUCUGAUCCUAUACUAUCUACUCCAAAAGAUUUACCUGUAGAGCAGAAAAUGACAAUUUGUGACCCAAACUAAGGCUUUUUUCAGCUAAAAAAACUGGCCAAAGACAGAUAAGUUUAUCUUUUUAACAAUUAACAACAACAAUAACCUAUAUGUCAAUGACCUUUCAAAGACAAAAAUAAUGUGACAACAUUGUGACAUCCAUAAAGGCGUGGUUUCAACGGUUUGACCAUUAACCUCACUUAAAAUUGUUGUCAAACAGCCAGUUUCGAACACUCCUCAAGUGUUAGCUUUUUUAACAAAAUUUACUGUAAGUUUAUGAGUUGAGCCCCCAAAAUGACCAAUUCUUCCCUGCUCGGAGCUUUGCUUUGUACGCUCGCAGUUCUGCUGCUUAUUAAUGAAAGUCACGCAAUCAAGUGCUGGGACUGUCGAUCUGAUGCCGACUCGAAAUGCGCUGAUCCGUUUGAUAACACUACAUUUGCCAAUACUGAUUGCGACCAGGUGAAACCCAUUUCAUACAUCUUUGAUAAGGACAAUUAUAAAACGCAAAAGGCUACAAUGUGUCGCAAAAUCAGGCAAAAAGUAAACGGCGUGUGGAAGUACUUUCGAAGCUGCGCCUUUUUAGGGGAGAUUGGAAUCAAGGGCGACGAAAGGUUUUGCUUGAUGAGGACUGGCACUUACAACAUUUUUAUGGAGUACUGCACAUGCAACAGUAAAGAUGGAUGUAACACUUCCUCUCAUAAUAGCAUAUCAGUGGUUUUCCUAGGGUUAUCAUUGCUGGUUCUUUAUGGCUUUUGGUAAUUUUUUAUCGAGGAAAGCUAGUAGGGAAAGUGCCUUAAGUUCAAUUGUGAUUAAUUUUGAUGUAUUUCCGGGCAAGACUCUAAAAGUUUCACCCGGUUAUUUUUUUAACUGCGGUAGCUAUUUGUUCAUUUAAUGAUACACUUAAGAAUCUCAGGUUGCACCGUAGAUGCAACUGUCCGUCCAUGUAAAUAUACUCUGUAUAUUUUUUUUGUACUUGUAUUUUAUACACAACAAAUGCUUUUAUACGUA
Dendroctonus ponderosae (mountain pine beetle) is the source of this 1153-nucleotide messenger RNA. RefSeq lists its product as uncharacterized. Gene Ontology annotation, biological process: sleep; positive regulation of voltage-gated potassium channel activity; regulation of synaptic transmission, cholinergic. The transcript is spliced from 3 exons. NCBI's taxonomy places the organism in Eukaryota, Metazoa, Arthropoda, Insecta, Coleoptera, Curculionidae. Bases 440 to 904 code for a protein of 154 amino acids. The record is from RefSeq and is a predicted model, not a curated record.